Sclerotinia borealis F-4128 is the source of this 264-nucleotide messenger RNA. NCBI's taxonomy places the organism in Eukaryota, Fungi, Ascomycota, Leotiomycetes, Helotiales, Sclerotiniaceae. The record is from the annotation of a GenBank genome assembly.
AUGGGAGCCGUUGUCUCUUGUAUCACAGGCAUGUUCCGCGCCAUCGGUGCAGGUCUCAUGGCCGUCGUAAACGGAAUCGGAGCAAUCCUCACCGGAAUCAUUCACGCCAUCGUCGCCUUCUUCGAUGUAAUCAUCUCCUGCUUGACAUGCGGUAGGGGCGGUGUGUCUCUCUAUCGUUACAAUACCCUUUAUGGAGAGAUAGCGGAGGAAGUUGGAGAAGCGGAUGCGAGAUGCGAGUUUGCGAGUCUGCUUCCUGAUGCUUGA